UUGGCUACAACUGCAGUCAUGUGUAAUUUCUGUCCAAUCAGCAUAGCGGAUUUUCAGAUCGUGGGCGUUUCCAUUUUCCACACUUCUGCUGCCGAGAGUCCGGGAGCUAGCGCGUGCAGCUGCCGUCCAUUAGCAGUAACGACACCACGACAGACUGCAACAUUGUCAUCGGCUGCCGAGAAGACCUUUUUUUUUUUAACAAAUCGUCAUCCACUGGAUACAGGAGUCAACACGGUCUCUGGAACAACAAUGCCUCCUCCGAUGCGCCACCGCUCCAUGCGCGUCUUCAUGAACGACGACCGCCAUGUCAUGGCCAAACACUCGGUCAUCUACCCAACUCAAGAGGAACUGGAAAACGUACAGAACAUGGUGUCCCACACAGAGCGGGCCCUCAAGGCUGUCUCUGACUGGCUAGAUAAGCAGGAGAAGGGAACCUCCAAGUCUGACUCUGAUAGCGCAGAGACGGAUAAGGAAAGUGAGCACAGAGAUCAGGCCACCCGAUCUCUGCGUGGCGUAAUGAGGGUGGGCCUGGUUGCCAAGGGCCUGCUCCUGAAGGGGGACCUGGACCUGGAGCUGGUGCUCCUCUGUAAGGAAAAGCCUACCAUCAAUCUGCUGAAGAAAGUGUCUGAAAACCUUGUUACGCAGCUCAAGACGAUAACAGAAGACAAGUAUGUGGUGACGCAGCACAUCCGCGAGGCCAGCAUAGUCAUCAAGAACGCCAAGGAGCCCCCUCUCACCCUCACCAUUCACCUGACUUCCCCUUUGGUCCGUGAGGAGAUCGAGAGGGCUGCUUCCGGAGAAUCGCUUUCAGUCAACGAUCCCCCGGAUGUUCUGGACAGGCAGAAAUGCCUAACUGCCUUGGCGUCUCUCCGCCACGCUAAGUGGUUCCAGGCUAGAGCUAACGGGCUGCGCUCCUGUGUCAUCGUCAUCCGGAUCCUAAGGGACCUCUGCGCUCGCGUCCCCACAUGGGCCUCGCUUCGUGGCUGGCCACUGGAGCUGAUCUGUGAGAAAGCCAUUGGCACAGGGAACCGGCCCAUGGGGGCAGGAGAAGCUCUGCGGAGAGUGUUAGAGUGUCUGGCUUCAGGAAUCCUCAUGCCAGAUUGUGCUGGGAUCUCUGAUCCGUGUGAGAAGGAACCCACAGAUGCCAUCGGUCACUUGGACCACCAGCAGAGAGAAGACAUCACAGCGAGCGCACAACACGCCUUAAGGCUGUCGGCUUUCGGACAGCUUCACAAAGUGCUUGGAAUGGAUCCCCUUCCCUCAAAGAUGCCCAAGAAACCUCGUAGUGAGACUCCUAUUGAUUACACAGUGCAAAUCCCACCCAGUACGGCGUACGCCCCACCAAUGAAAAGGCCCAUUGAGGAAGAGGAGGGAAUCGAUGACAAGAGUCCGAAUAAGAAGAAGAAAAAGCUGCAGAAGAAAUCUCCGGAGGAGAAGGCAGAGCCUCCCCAGGCCAUGAACGCUCUGAUGAGGCUCAACCAGCUGAAGCCAGGUCUCCAGUACAAACUCAUAUCUCAGACCGGCCCGGUCCACGUUCCCGUCUUCACUAUGGCCGUGGAAGUGGACGGCAAGACCUUUGAGGCUUCUGGCCCAUCCAAACGCACUGCCAAACUGCACGUAGCCGUAAAGGUUCUCCAAGACCUGGGCCUGCCCACAGGAGUGGAACUGAAGACUGAGACGGUCAAAUCCGAGGAGGCGGAAGUAGCUGUCACUGUGGAAGAACUGAAGCCAGUUGUAACGGCCAUUGAAAGUACCACUACUGCCACAGGAACAGCCAACGCAGACGCAGCUAACGCUGAGACUGCUCGCCAACAGGGACCAAUCCUCACUAAACACGGCAAGAACCCUGUGAUGGAGCUGAAUGAGAAGCGCCGCGGCCUGAAGUACGAGCUCAUCUCAGAGACCGGCGGCAGCCAUGACAAACGCUUUGUCAUGGAGGUGGAGAUUGACGGCCAGAAGUUUCAGGGGACGGGAUCCAAUAAGAAGGUGGCCAAGGCGUACGCUGCGCUGGCUGCUUUGGAGCGGCUCUUCCCCGAGGGAUCUAUGGCUGAGGCAGCGAAAAAGAAAAAAGGACCACCCAUGCACACGCCAGGCUUUGGCAUGAUGGGAGCGCCGGGCAUGGGAGACGCUGCUUCGCCCCGCGGCAGAGGGAGAGGGGGGCGAGGGCGUGGACGGGCCAGGGGCUUCAACAACGGAGGAGGCUACGGACAAGGAGGUGGCUUCGGAACAUAUGGUUACGGGAACAAUGCUAACUCCGGAUACAAUUACUACAACAAUGGUGGCACAAAUGGAGGAGGGGGGGCAUCAAGCAGCCCAUCUGGUGGCCCUCCAGCCAGCACGGCGCCAGGAUCAGCUCAGAGCUCCUAUGGUUACUACCAGAACGAUGCAGCCUACGCUGCCACUCCUGCCGCCAAAACCGCCAAAAAGAAACCCCCCAUGCACAAGGGAGGGAAGGCCCCCUUUCCAGGUCCGCCGGGGGUGAACAGUGGCUCUGCAGGGGGGUUCCAGUCCAGCAGCCCCCCAGGCCAGGGCUCCUAUAGCCAGUAUGGCCAGGGCUAUGGGCAGGGGAAGAAGAGUUUUAACCAGAACCCAGUCGGGACAGGUGGAUACUCGUACAGCACUGCCUAUCCAAGCCAGGUGACGGGAGGUGGUGGAGGGAGCCAGGAAUACAGUUAUGAAGGUUUCAACAGCCAGUCCAACUACAACUCCCAGGGAGGCGGCACAGGAGGAGGCAACCAGGGCUUUGGCACCAACCAGUCUCAGUACCACAACCCAGUGGGCUACGGCAGAGGGGACGGCAGCAUGACCUACCAGUACAGAUAAACUCUCAUCACUCCCUCUGUGAAUCAGCGGCACCCUGCGUCCGUGUCUCCAGCCUUCUCCAAAGAAAGUGAUUGAAGGCUUACCUGUAGCGAUGGCCAAAUGAAGUUUCCAGAAGCAUUUCAUUGAUUUUCUGAGCCCACUAGAUGGCGCUUUUGUUAAACAAAAGGGUUGAAAGUACCCUGGAUAUCCAUCUGGAGUUCUUGCGGGAGCACAAUUUGAAUUAGCUCAGCGAGUCACUCUGGUAUUCAGUUAUGAUGCUCAUUAACAAUGCCCUUGUAGGCAAGCUGCACCAAUCACAU
This is a messenger RNA of Sander lucioperca (pikeperch), 3122 nucleotides long. RefSeq names its product interleukin enhancer binding factor 3b (gene ilf3b). The transcript is spliced from 18 exons. The record is from RefSeq and is a predicted model, not a curated record. Gene Ontology annotation, molecular function: single-stranded RNA binding; double-stranded RNA binding. Bases 19 to 2823 code for a protein of 934 amino acids. Gene Ontology annotation, cellular component: precatalytic spliceosome. NCBI's taxonomy places the organism in Eukaryota, Metazoa, Chordata, Actinopteri, Perciformes, Percidae.